Molecule: messenger RNA, 5656 nt
Organism: Molossus molossus (Pallas's mastiff bat)
Lineage: Eukaryota; Metazoa; Chordata; Mammalia; Chiroptera; Molossidae
Gene: ZSCAN29
Product: zinc finger and SCAN domain containing 29
Exons: 6
Coding region: 709-3216 (835 amino acids)
Biological process (GO): regulation of transcription by RNA polymerase II
Molecular function (GO): DNA-binding transcription factor activity, RNA polymerase II-specific; RNA polymerase II cis-regulatory region sequence-specific DNA binding
Source: RefSeq, a predicted model, not a curated record
CUACAGCCCAGGCUUCGCCUGAGUCACGGUAGCUGGCUUUGCGCAUGCGCCCUCGGUGGCCUAGUCACCCGCUUGGACUUCCGGUUUGGGAGCUGGACUAGAAAGAAGGCUGGAGAGCCGGGCCUGGGGCCGACCCCGGGUCGAUGAGGCUGGCUCGCAGGCAGAGGGGCGAGUGGAUUGAGGGACAGCCCGAGAGAGACACUUCCAGGGGUGUGCUGGAGAGGCUCUCAGGCACCUUAGCCCGGCAGGGGGUCUCUGGAGGGGACUGCACCACGGCUCCGAUAGUGACCUGGCCGGAGAGAGCGAAGACAAAGAGGCCGGAACCCCGCACCCGCCGCUCCCUGAGCUGAGCUCCGCGCCCGCGAACUCCGCAGCACUCGGAUCUCCUGGCCGGCACCCGAGCUCGUCCUCAGGAGAUCCAUUCCCAUUACCCCCUCGGACUCCCGUUCUCCACCAACUCAGUGCAUCUCUCCCCAAGCCCACCCGACACUCGCUUCAGGAGCCAAAACCAACUUCUCCCAGUCGCGAGGUUUCCCGUCAGAAUAUUUGCUGAGCGGUUACAUCUGCUGUGAGGAAAAACAAAGACCCAGUAUUCAGAGGAAACUUCUCGGAGACUCAUCAGCAGGUGAUUCUCCAAGGACAUGGGAAGAUAGGUGUAAGCCCUGGAACCCAGACUCUUAAUUGGAGGGAAGCUGCUUUCUGCUGCGAAUGAUGGCCAAACCCACUCUGAGAGGGAAUAGCACUAACUCUGAGACCUUCCGACAGCGCUUCAGGAAAUUUCAUUACCAGGAGGUAGCUGAGCCCCGGGAGGCUUUCAGCCAACUCUGGGAACUUUGCUGUCGCUGGCUAAAGCCGGAGGUGCACACCAAGGAGCAGAUUGUAGAGUUGUUGGUGCUAGAACAGUUCCUGACCAUCUUACCUGGGGAGAUCCAGAAAUGGGUACAGGAGCAAUGUCCAGAAAAUGGAGAGGAGGCUGUGGCUCUGGUGGAAGAUUUAGAAAGAGAGCAUGGAAGACCUGGACGUUCGGUCACAGUCUCUGUGAAGGGGCAGGAAGUGCGCUUGGAGAAGAUGACACCCCUGAAAUCAUCACGAGAGUUAUUAAGUGUUCGGCAGGAGUCAGUGGAACCCCAGUCCAGGGGUGUACCCAAGAAAGAGAGGGCAAGAAGCCCAGACCUGGGACCACAGGAGCAGAUGAAACCAAAGGAGAAGCUCAGACCUUUUCAAAGGAGCGGAUUUCCAUUUCCUAAAUCCGGUGUGGUCUCCAGGUUGGAGCAAGGAGGGCCUUGGAUCCCAGAUCUGGGCUCCAAGGAAAAGGAACUCCCAAGAGGCAGUCUCACAGGAGACAGACAAAUGCAUGCUGACCUGUUGCCAUCCAGGAGAGAGAAAAGAAGCUGGGUGGAACAGGAUCACUGGGGCUUUGAGGAUGAGAAAGUGGCAGGUGUGCACUGGGGCUAUGAAGAGACCAGAACUCUCCUCGCAAUUCUCAGUCAGACUGAAUUUUAUGAAGCUCUCCGAAACUGUCAUCGAAACAGCCAAGUAUAUGGAGCUGUGGCUGAGCGGCUCCGAGAGUAUGGUUUCCUUCGGACCCUGGAACAAUGUCGGACCAAGUUCAAAGGUCUCCAGAAGAGCUAUCGGAAAGUCAAGAGUGGCCAUGCAUCUGAGACCUGCCCCUUCUUUGAAGAGAUGGAAGCCCUGAUGAGCGCUCAGGUCAUUGCCCUACCCAGUAAUGGCCUGGAAGAGGCAGCCUCUCACUCUGGCCUGGCAAGCAGUGAUGCUGAGACUGAGGAGCCAAAGCCAGAGAGUUGGCAGCAUGAGGAGGGAACAGAAGAGGCCACAGCUGAAGAGUCUGACAGUGAUGAAAUGAGCCAGAAAGACACCACCCAGGACCCCAGCAACUCGACUGCACCUGUCCUUUUCCGAAGCCCAAGUGGUGUACAUUGGGGUUAUGAAGAGACGAAGACUUAUCUUGCAAUCCUUAGUGAGACUCAGUUUUAUGAAGCCCUCCAGAACUGUCACCGCAACAGCCAGUUGUAUGGAGCAGUGGCUGAGCGGUUAUGGGAAUAUGGCUUCCUUAGGACACCAGAGCAAUGUCGGACCAAGUUUAAAAGCCUACAGACCAGCUAUCGGAAAGUCAAGAAUGGCCAAGCACCAGAUACCUGUCCCUUCUUUGAAGAGAUGGAUGCUCUGGUGAGUGCCCGGGUUGCUGCCCCUCCCAGUGAUGGCCAAGAAGACAUAGCCUCUUGUCCCAUCCAGGAGACCAGCGAGGCUGAGAAGCAAGCCGAGGAGGCAGAAGAGGCCACAGAAGAUGAUUCUGAGGAGGAUGAAGAAGAUACUGAGCUACCCCCAGGGGCUGUCAUGACACGUGCUCCAGUCUUAUUCCAGAGCCCUAGUGGUUUUGAGGCUGGAUUUGAGAAUGAAGAGAAUCUAAAACGGGAUAUUUCUGAGGAAGUACAGCUACAUAGGACAUUACUUGCAAGGUCUGAAAGGAAAAUUUGCCGAAGACGAUGGGAAAGGACCCCAGGAGAAAGAAGAGGAAAAUCCACACUCCCAGAGAGGAGUUUAGGUAAAGUUCUAAGUCAUCAGAGACCUUACUCAGGAGAGAGACCCUAUAAAUAUCUUAGAUACAGCAAAAGCUUUGGUCCAAACUCCCACCUCAUGCAUCAGAUAUCUCAUCAAGUGGAAAAUCCAUAUAAAUGUGCUGACUGCGGGAAAAGCUUCAGUCGGAGUGCACGCCUCAUUAGACACCGGAGAAUCCACACUGGAGAGAAACCUUAUAAAUGUCUUGACUGUGGGAAAAGUUUCCGUGACAGUUCAAAUUUCAUCACCCAUAGGAGAAUCCACACAGGAGAGAAACCUUAUCAAUGCAGUGAGUGUGGGAAACGUUUCAAUCAGAGCUCAAGCCUUAUAAUUCACCAGAGAACCCACACAGGAGAAAAGCCCUAUCAAUGUGAAGAGUGUGGAAAAAGCUUCAAUAACAGUUCUCAUUUUAGUGCACAUCGGAGGAUACACACAGGAGAGAGACCCCAUGUAUGUCCUGACUGUGGGAAGAGUUUCAGUAAGAGUUCUGACUUACGUGCACAUCAUAGAACCCACACAGGAGAGAAACCCUAUGGGUGUCAUGAUUGUGGCAAGUGCUUCAGUAAAAGCUCUGCUCUGAAUAAGCACAGAGAAAUCCAUACACGAGAAAAACUUCUAACACAAUCAGUGCCUAAGUAAGCCGCUGAGGAUCUAUUUUUUAAAAAAGAACCUCAAUAAAUGUAUUGAAAUUGUUUGAAAAAGUCUUUCAAUAGUGAGAUCCAUCUCCUAUCUGUGCCAAAAUAGCUUAGGAAAUACUCUAGCAUUUACCCCACCAUUUGUUUCUGUUUCUCUUGAAUCAAAUUCUCAAGGCAGUCAUCUUAAGAAUGAAAAGAUUUCAAUCCCUCUCCUGCUAUUCCCGUAAUACAGAGGACACAGUUGUAGGUCCUGUGAGUUUGACAUGUACCCUUCUUUCCUAAUGCUGUUAUUCAGCUGCAUUUCGAGUGGAAAACAUCACAGAGCAUUUCAGGGAGAAGUUGUGAGACUUGGCUCAUUGAGUAGGUCUAGCUCUUUAUACAGUAAUGGAAAUACUAAAAGGAAUGACUCUUCCUGCUCACUUAAGCCUGUGCCCAGAAUGAAAUACAGAUGGUCCCCAACUUACAAUAGUUCAACUUUGUGAUGGUAUGAACAUGAUAUGCAUUUAAUAGAAACUGUCUAGGCUAAGCAAUGAUGUUUGGUAGGUUAAGGGCAUUUUUGACUUAUGAUAUAUUCCACUUAUGACAGAUUUAUCUGGACAUUACCCCAUUGUAACCUCGUAAGUACAGGAGCCUCUAUAUUUGUCUGGCACUCUUCAUUUACCUAAAGGAAGGAAAGUUUAAUGUCCAUCUUGAUUCUCACCUAUGAAUCUUCUUGUCAAGAACCUAAAUGUUCUAUAUGGGGAAACAAUGUAAACCCUGUAUAAAUAUUGAGGUGUUAACCUUGGAUUUCUUAGUUCCUUCCAAGCCCUAGAAGAACUGGAAUAGAAUACUACAUUUAUAGCAACUAGUUUGAUUUUUUUUUUUUUUCUGUCUCUCUCAUCUGAAUUUCAUCUGUCUCUUGUGGUCCAGAAGCCCAAAGAGCAAGGCAGCUGGAUGUGGUGAUUGGGAAAGCAGUUAAAGCUGCCAAUAGGAAAUUGUCUAUAUUCCACACACUCCAACACCUAGUCUAGUGUUAGGUUCCCCAUGGGUGCUCAAUACUAACUUACAAGGAGCAGAAGCCACUGCCACACUCCCAUGGAUUGGGAAAACAAACCAAGCCAACAACUCAUUACCCUAAUGGCAAGGAGGACAGAUUAUCUUUGGUCAGGUGAGUUGCCAAUACACACACACACACGUGCAUAUAUUUAACUGUAUACAUCUGUUUUUAAAAGCAGCUCUUCAGUGUAAUUCUGAUCUGAUCUUUAUAAUCAAAUAGUAUUGCAUUAAUUACCCAUCUUUUCAUAGUAUGAUGAGCCCUGUACAGCACAAAUUAGACAGUUCCUGUCCUUACAAUCUAAAGUAACACUGACAUGGACAGAUAAUAAGUACAUGUGUAUAGUUGCAAUAGUUAACACUAGUUAACAUUGCAUAAAUGUUAAGGUCUAAUGUAUUAGAGUUUUCUGUCAGAAAAAUCUGGGAGGAAUUUUCUUUUUAUUCAGGAAGGCUUCAUGAAGCAGGAAGUGUUCAAAAGAGGGAAGGUUACUGGGUAAAUUAGACAGAUGAACUUUCCAAAACUGCGUGCUGAUUGGAUGAGAAAUGGGAACAUUGGGGAGCAAGGUGUUUUCUGCAGAAGGAGCAGAGGGCAAGGAGAAGCUGUAAGGAAGGUUAGACAAAGCUUGGAGCAGCACAAAAUUUGAGGGACAGUAUGAUACAGACUGUGCUAAGGCAGACAAAGAAUCACCUUAGCUGAAACAUGUGGAGUGCCAGAGGCAGAUCAGGAGGUGAUACUCUCAUCAUCGAUAGGAAAUCAGGUUCUGUGCUGUAGUUAUUGAUAAGGAAACAGCUGGCUGGUACUGGAAGAGAAGAAAGCGAUUACAGCAGACUAGCUCCUAUGAGAGACAAAGGUCAGAAACUAGUGUCUUGAGAAGAUACUUUGAUGGGCAGGUCAGGAAAGAGGAACACGAGCAGAUGGCCAAGGCCUAGGAUGAGUAGCUGUUUCACAUUCACAUUUACAGUUCUGUGGCUAGAGUGAGAUCUAGGAGAGGAGUGGGGAGAUAGAAUAUUCUGUUAAUUCACAACUUACUGCAUUAGAUGAGAGGUUAAUUAGAGCUCUGAUGUUGAGGAGUGCUAGUACAAACGAUCUAACAUUUAUUAGGAAUUAAAGGGAGAUGGUAUCUCAGUCAUAUUACCUAAGCAGACAGGAAGAUAUAAGAAACACCAGUCUAAAGCAAUGCUUCAAGAUCUGAGAUGGUUUAGGAAAUAUGCUAUUUGUUAAAAAUGAGAGAUUACUAUCUUUAGUAUAUCUUUGUAUAGUCUUGUGGGAAAGCAUUGGUUGGGGUAAACAGAUAUGAAUUCUGGUUCCAGAUGUCUUAUGUGUAAAUCAGCCUGCUUCCAAUUCCCUUUCUGUAAAGCAGAAUAAUGUUUAUACCUUAAUCUGCCUCUCAGGGAUACCAUGUUAAUAAAAA